This is a messenger RNA of Prorocentrum cordatum, 1676 nucleotides long. The record is from the annotation of a GenBank genome assembly. NCBI's taxonomy places the organism in Eukaryota, Dinophyceae, Prorocentrales, Prorocentraceae.
GCGCCCACGCGCAGCGGUCAGCGGCGCGCGACUGGGAGAUGAGCAAUGGCGACGGGGGGCUGCCCGCAGGCGCGAUGGCGGGGCGGCCCACCAGGCGCGGCAGUGCGCUGCGCAGGAAGGAGGAGGCCGAGGUAGGCGCCUCGGCGGCCCGCCGACGGGCGCGGGCGCGGCGCCUCCUCGCCGCCGCGGCGGCAGUCGGCAAGGCGGCCAGCGGCGGCCCAGGUUCCUGGCAGGACCGGGAGGCUGCUGCGCGCCCCGCCUUGCGCCGAGCCGCCGCGGGACGCCGCGUCCCAGGCGCAAUGCGGCGGCGGCGGAACGCCGCGUGGAACGCGCUGCUGGUCCCUGCGGGCGGAUUCGCGCGCGCGUCCGUAGCGGGCCUGUCGCGGGCCGCCGCAGGCCCCCGCCUGGGCUGGCUGCCCUCGCUCCCGGAGGCGGCCGCGCUGCCCUUCGGCGACUACGGUGAGGUACCCGACGAGCACUGCCAGGCUCCCGGUGCCAUGGACUGCCCAGCGUUGGGCGGCGCUGCCGCCACUGAUGGAUGGCGGCGCCCCCCCAUCGUGAGCUUCGCGAACCAGGUCGUCGCCGUGGCAGUGGACGGCAGCGUCCAGACGGAGCUCCUGGGGGGCGAGGAUCACCUCGAUCGCCUGCGGCGGGUCUUGCGCCAGCGGCUUGAGGCGGCACAGCGGCCCGCGCUCAAGCCUGCCGCUGCCCUGUUUGCCCCGCUGCCCGAGGUGCUCCAGGUACGGAUCGUUGGCAUGCUAUCCCUGCCCGACAGGCUGCGGUUGUGCCAGGCCUCAACUGGGGUCGCCUGGACCUUCGAGAGCAGCCCCUGUCGGCUCGCGGAGGCGCUGGAAUCGGAUCUGCGGGACGCGGCGCUCCUGCAGCAGCUGGAGGGCGCAAGGCUGCACAGGGGCGCGAACGCCGACGUGGACCUGGGCCGCGGUUUCGGCUCCGACUACCAGCUGGACAUGCUGAGGGGGGAGUUGCACCAUCCCGCGUCGAACCGCACCCAGUACAGGGCUCUGGUCGCGAAGCAGGCCCAGGACAUCCGCUCCCUACGGGAAGGCUGGGCUGCUGCGGUGCAUGCGCUGCGGGACCAGCUCGCCACGCUCAGGGAGCAGCUGCAGGCGUACAUCGCGAUGAGCUCGGAUGCGCCAGCGGCCGCGGGCGAGCACAACGACGACGCAUCCGAUGGCUCGCUCUCGUCCCUCGUGGUGGAGGAUCGAGGGCUCACUUGGCUGUGGGACGGCGGGGAUCCCACCGACAUGAGGCGCAUCGCCGACGAGCUGAAGUGGGCGGCUGCGACCCCCGUUCCCGAUGAGCUCGAGGGCGACACGGUGGACGUGGUUCCCGAGGGCGCCGCGGCGCCAGGAGUCCACGUGGACGAUAUCGAGUUGGACGACCUGCAGGCGAUCAUCCAGCAGCACUGCGCAGCGGGGGGGAGGCUCAGAGUCCCCCGAGGCGCUGGCCCAGCUGCUGCGGGCGACACCACUGCCCCUGCAGGAACUAACGGCGACGGGUUCGGCGACGUCGGCGGCCGAUCCGUUCCCUACAGCGGCGAUGGCAUCGACACAGGCUUCUUGUCUGCAGGCGAGCUUCUGGAGGCGGCGGCCGCCUCGCGGUUGGCCCUCGCAGCGGCCAGCUUCCUCCUCGGGGUCCCACUCGAGGCGCCCCAG